AUGCAGAGAAACGUCCCCUAUCCUCCUGCGGGCCCAGCCCAGGCCCCUGCCGCCGGUGCCGGUGCCGGUGUCGGCGCAGGGCAGGGCGGUCACCAGGCAUGCGCGUCGUGCAAACACCAGAGGAAGAAGUGCUCCGAGAGCUGCGAGCUGGCCCCCUACUUCCCGGCCGAUAGGACGAGGGAGUUCGGCCAGGUGCACAAGGUUUACGGCGUCAGCAAUCUGACCAAGAUGCUGAAGGCCAAUGACACCAUCCCCGAACGGGAGCGCUGCGCCGAAACCUUGAUGUGGGAGGCUGAGUGGAGAAAUAUCGACCCUGCUAAUGGCUGCUACAACGAGGUCAUAAGACUCAGGGAUGAGAACGCCAUGCUCCGCCGCGUCAUCGGAGAGUGCAUCGACUGUAGUCGUCAGCCCCUGCCGCAGCCUUACCAUUCGCCUGUUCAGCACCCGCGUCGGUAUCCAGCGAAUGGCAAUGAUCACAACAACAACAACAACUACUUAAUCCGUCAAGCCAUCAAUAACAACAACGGCAACAUUGGCGGAGCCAUGCACCAUGCUGAAGUGGUACCUCCGCAGCAUAUGGUCAACUAUCCUCCUAACAAUGGGAAUGUGAUCAACGGAUACCAUAAUCCACAUCACUCCCAUCCUGCUAUCUAUAUGCACGGGCCCGGAGGACAGGGAAACAAUGGUCAUGGUACAUUCUAUCGUUAG
Molecule: messenger RNA, 708 nt
Organism: Elaeis guineensis (African oil palm)
Lineage: Eukaryota; Viridiplantae; Streptophyta; Magnoliopsida; Arecales; Arecaceae
Product: LOB domain-containing protein 28-like
Source: RefSeq, a predicted model, not a curated record